Messenger RNA from Galendromus occidentalis (western predatory mite), 1854 nucleotides. RefSeq lists its product as uncharacterized. The transcript is spliced from 3 exons. The record is from RefSeq and is a predicted model, not a curated record. Lineage: Eukaryota; Metazoa; Arthropoda; Arachnida; Mesostigmata; Phytoseiidae. Bases 163 to 681 code for a protein of 172 amino acids.
GAGAACGUCCUCGUGGCCGUAUAGCUUCAGGAUCACGUUCGUGAAUCUCGCAAACGGUCGCUCGAGACAAUCGCAAGCUAGGAGCGCACGUCCGCAACAAGUCUCUACGUUGUGUCAGCAACCGACGCGACGCAUCAAGGUCUCCCGUUCCACUUUGCCGAAAUGGCCGGUGUCAAGCGAAGGGCCGGGAUUCCUCUGUCCUGGAGCCUCGUCCUUGCGAUGGCAGCAGCCUCGAUCGUCGCCAUCGCAGAAGCUCAGCCCGUGCAAGAGAGCUCUUCUGCUCGAAUGAAAUACUUCCUCAACCUCAAACGCCAAGGCAAGCAGGUUGAGCAUCUCAUACGAGAGUUGAACACCCUCACCGAAGAACUCAAAGCCAAGGAGGCGGACAUUCGCGCGAAGCUGCCUCCCGAGUUCAUAGAUCCCAUGGCACCCUUGGAAAAGCGGGCACGCUCCCCCGAAUGCUACAUAGCCGCGGGACUCUCGAGGAGUUGCGACUACAAAGAUCUGAUCGCAGCUGUGGAAGAGCGCGACUUUUGGAAUUCGGUCAACUCGCCCGGAAAGAGGAGAAGACGUGGCGUGGAAACUCCAAACAAAUCCUCGAUCUCAAGUCGCCUCGACGAAGUCCGAAGCACGGACGCCAAAAUUUCCAAGAUGGAUCCCGCAAGCACCAGCCAUCAAUAAACCAACUCGCUCCAAUCACAACGCGCUAUAAACGGCAGAAUACUCAUCGAAAUUCACAGCGACGAAAAGAUGUAUUUGCUUAGCUGGACACUUCCGAGUGUCUCCUAGGAGCUUACGUUCGUACUGUCGAAGGUCGAAGGCAACUAUUCCCAAGACAAAAAUGAUACUGUGGUCGUUGAGUUUCAAGAAACUACAUACAACUAUUACUGCGUCUACAAAUUCUAUUUCUCUCGUCGUGAUGAAUAAGAGUUUGCGUCGGUGGCAUCGAAGUAGAUAUCUGCGAGUAGGACAACCCCAAUCGUGAACGGCAACGUUCGAUUUCUCCUCCCGGUUACGCGAACUCCAAUAAAAGAAAAAAGAACAGAAUCAGUCCAGCGGGAGCUCUCAUGCGAGACUAAGUCAGUCAAGGGUGUGAUCUACGCUAAUCUUCGGGUGGAAGAGAAGAUAUCUUCACCCCACAUCUCAGCAGCGGAGAUGGGCCCGAAGUCUGAGUGGCUAUCAAUAAUGCGUAGGAGCCAUCGAUGACCGUGUAGGAUCCAAAACGAACGGAUAACGUUUUCGGUAGCUGAAAACCCUUCGUAGCUCAGUCAGUCGAGACUAGGAAUCGCAGAAGUGAGUCCGAGAUGACACCAUCUCCAAUCGCAUCUUCAGGAAAUCCCCAACCUAGCGGAAUGAAACCGGAGCAGCGAAGGAACGAGCUAUCUGCAGAUCAUUUGUACUCUCAUUGAUUGAAGAACAGCCUGGAUCCAAAUGUCUCACCAUAGUGAUAGAAGCCUCGCAGCGAAAUCCCGCCCGGGUACUCAGCAUGGCGGAGGUUGUGUCAAGCAAUGCUGCUCGUUGAAUGACGAAGGGUAGUACACCUUAGCGAGCAUCGUAAGGCAGCACCAUGUUCACGAGCGUCGUAACUUUAUUUGAAUGUUUCCAUGAGUUUCCCUGCUAGUUCCAAUCAUAUCGAACCAUCUCUGGGUAGGAAGAGGUUCCAUGUCGGCAGAGACAGCUUCCUCAUUUGUUUUAUAGACGCUGAAAUAUCGAUUAGGAUAAGGACGAAGUCGAAUCUCUCCAAUUCGGAACAAUCUGAGAAGGAUGCAAAAAGAAAUGAUGGGACACAAGCGGUAGCAGAUGCGAUAAGACUCGCGGCAGGAGGACAUGAUGAAUAAAAAAACGCUGAAAAAA